Molecule: messenger RNA, 3541 nt
Organism: Brassica napus (rape)
Lineage: Eukaryota; Viridiplantae; Streptophyta; Magnoliopsida; Brassicales; Brassicaceae
Product: disease resistance protein TAO1
Biological process (GO): signal transduction; defense response
Molecular function (GO): ATP hydrolysis activity; ADP binding; protein binding
Source: RefSeq, a predicted model, not a curated record
UAGUUUCUCUCUUGCUAGUGUGAACAUUUUCAGUCAAUAUCGUCAACGUUUUCUCUUUAGAUACACAAAGCCUCUUUGUAAAUCGUUACUCUCUAUCUCGUAAAAUCUCUGUGAUCUAUAGAUCUUCUCUCCAGCGUAGUAAUGGAUCUUUACCUUAUCCUUGUGAUAAUUGCUACGCUUUUGUGUAGUAGAAUCUUUUCUUUUGUUUAUGGAAAGUUCAGAGUCCAAGAAAACAAAAUAAUUGCUUAUUCUUCUUCAUCACCAUCUCCACCAUCUCCCAAGUCAACUUUGCCUCGUAACUGCAUACACGAUGUCUUCCCUAGCUUCCACGGAAAAGACGUCCGUAAAUCCUUUCUCAGUCAUCUUCUCAAGGAGUGUGGGAUCAAAGGAAUCAACCUGUUCAUCGAUAACGAGAUCACUAGAGGAGAGUUUAUCGGCCCUGAGCUCAAGAAGGCAAUCCAAGGAUCAAGAAUAGCGAUUGUGUUGCUCUCGAAAAGAUACGCUUCUUCAUCGUGGUGUCUUGACGAGUUAGUGGAGAUUAUGAAGUGUAAGGAAGAUUUAGGUCAAACGGUGAUGCCAGUUUUCUGUGAAGUGGAUCCAACUGAUGUCAAGAAGCAGGCCGGUGAGUUUGGGAAAGUUUUCAAAGAAACUUGUAAAGGUAAAACAAAUGAGGUUACUAGGAAAUGGAGUGAAGCUCUAGCAAAAGUGGCCACCCUUGCUGGUUACCAUUCAAAGAACUGGGAUAAUGAUGCAAAAAUGAUCGAAGAUAUUGCCAUUGAUGUUGCAAACAAGUUGUUUAACUCCUCGCCAUCAAGAGAUUUCGACGAAUUAAUUGGGAUGGAAGCUCACAUGGAGAAGAUUUCGCGGGUUUUACGCACAGAUUUGGAUGAAGUGAGGAUGAUAGGGAUUUGGGGGCCCGCUGGGAUUGGCAAGACCACCAUUGCUAGGUGUCUGUUCAAUCAACUCUCCCAUACUUUUCAAUACAGUGUCUUUCUGAUGAAUGUCAAAGCAAUGUGUACGCCACCGGUUUGUUCAGACGACUACAAUGUGAAGUUGCUUUUGCAGCAAAAGUUUUUGUCUCAACUACUCAACCAGAAGGAGGAUCUCAAGAUUUCUCACUUGGGAGUUGCACAAGAAAGACUGAAUGACAAGAAAGUUCUUGUUGUUCUUGAUAACGUUGAUCGGUUAGUACAACUAGAAGCCAUGGCCAAAAAAACUGGGUGGUUUGGUAAUGGAAGUCGGAUUAUCAACACGCAAGAUCGAAAGAUUUUGAAGGCACAUGGGAUCACUGAUAUUUACAAGGUUGAUUUUCCGUCAGACUGUGAGGCUAUUCAGAUGUUUUGUAUGUAUGCUUUUGGUCAAAAGUCCCCUGAAGAUGGUUUUGAGAACCUCGUAUGGGAAGUUACAAGACUCGUCGGUAAACUCCCUUUGGGACUAAGGGUUAUGGGAUCUCAUUUUCGUGAAAUGUCCAAGCAGGAGUGGGAGAAUGAACUACCAGAGCUAUGGAGAUGCCUUGAUGGAGAAAUUGAGAGCAUUUUGAUGUUCGGUUAUAACGCAUUAUCUCAAGAAAAUAAAGAUUUGUUUCUUCAUAUAGCCUGCUUUUUCAACGCUGAGUGGAAAGAGAAAGUGGCAGAGCAUCUUUCAACGAGAUUUUCUAAUAUGAGGAAACGGCUUAACGUCUUAGCUGAGAAGUCUCUCAUAUCUUUGGAAAGUGGAGUUGUGAGUAUGCAUGAUCUGCUAGUCCAGCUGGGUAGAGAUAUUGUCCGCAAACAGUCCAGUGAGCCUGGACAACGCCGGUUUCUGGUCGAUAAAAGAGAGAAUUGUGAAGUACUGGCUGAUGAUGCAGCGGGUAGUGGAAAUGUUAUUGGCAUAACGUUCUUCUAUAGAGGCGAAAUAAAUGUGAGUGAGAGAGCCUUUGAAGGAAUGUCUAAUCUCCAGUUCUUAAGAUUCAGAGUGGAACGUGAUGGUGGAGGAGAUGCAUUGCAUCUAUUUGGUGGAGCAAGCUAUUUAUCUCGUAAACUUAGAUUACUAGAUUGGAGCAAAUUUCCGAUGACAUGUUUGCAUUGUAUUCCCAACCCAGAGCUCCUCGUGGAACUAAUCAUGGUUUGCAGCAAACUUGAGAAGUUGUGGGAAGGAACUAAACCGCUUACCAAUCUCAAGUGGGUGAAUCUGAGUGAUUCAAAAAACUUGAAGGAUGUUUCUAGUCUCUCAACUGCCACUAGUCUAGAGGAAUUAAAUCUCAGUGGAUGUUCAAGUUUAGUGGAGCUUCCCUCUUCUAUUGGAAAUGCCAUUCAUCUCAAGAAGUUGGAUCUCAGUGGAUGUUCAAGUUUAGUGGAGCUUCCCUCUUCUAUUGGAAAUGCCAUUCAUCUCAAGAAGUUGCAUCUCAGUGGAUGUUCAAGUUUGGUAGAGCUUCCUUCCUCUAUUGGGAAUGCAACUAAUCUCCAGUUUCUGUCUCUUAAUCGUUGUUCAACGUUGGUGGAGCUUCCCUCUUCUCUUGGGAAUGCCAUAGGAAACCUAGAGGAAUUGGAUUUUAGUGAUUGCUCAAGUUUAGUGAGAGUCCCUUCCUCUAUUGGAAACGCCACUAAUCUCCAGGAAUUGGAUUUUAGUAGAUGCUCAAGUCUUGUGGAACUUCCUGCCUCUAUUGGAAACCUUCAUGUCUUGCAUAUGUCAUACAACGAGAACCUCAAGGAGUUCCCUCAUGUUCUUGACAUCAUGACAGAUUUGGUCAUGAGCAACACAGAAAUACAAGAGAUUCCUCCUUGGAUCAAUAGAAUCUCUCGUCUUCAUCGUCUUGUACUCAGCGGAUGCAAAGAGCUUUUGUCACUCCCACAUCUUCCAAGUUCAUUAUCAGAGCUAGACGCAGAAUAUUGUGAGUCUCUGGAGAGACUAGACUGCUCCUUUCUUAAUCAAAAGAUUGAUCUCAACUUCGCCAACUGCUUCAAACUGAAUAAAGAAGCGAGAGAUGUCAUCAUCCAGACAUCGACUUAUCAAUUUUCCAUCUUACCCGGUAAAGAAAUGCCUAACUACUUCAAUUAUCAAGCUAAUGGAGGUUCCCUAGUAAUGACGUUCAACGAGAGGCCUUUCCCUUCACCAAUGAUAUGUAAGGCUUGCAUCUUGCUAGUCCGUAAAGAUGAGGUUGAAGCUGGUAUAGGACAAAUCGUGUAUGUAAAUCAUGGGAUCAAACAGAAUAGCCUCGAUGUCCCGUGCAAUCCAAGUUACCACACUCUGGAUCGCCUUUUAUCGGAACAUCUAUACAUCUUUGAGUUCGAAGCAGACGUGACUUCAGACGAGCUUUGCUUUGAGUUUGAGAUCGACUGUUACGACUGGAUGAUAAAAGAAUGUGGAGUGCAUUACCUUAAUACCAGUUGAUGGGUUGAUACAUGUAAUGUUGUAUUUUUUGUGUAUUGAUUAUCAAUCAUCCUGUUGUGGUGGGUUAUGACUUAUGAGUAGUUACUUAUACGGUUAUACCCUAUGAAUAAACAAGGAACCAAUUUUUUGUGUAUUGAUUAUCAAUCAUCCUGUUGUGGUGGGUUAUUAUCAA